This is a messenger RNA of Trypanosoma grayi, 402 nucleotides long. RefSeq lists its product as hypothetical. Lineage: Eukaryota; Euglenozoa; Kinetoplastea; Trypanosomatida; Trypanosomatidae. The transcript has a single exon. The record is from RefSeq and is a predicted model, not a curated record. The coding region runs from base 1 to 402 and encodes 133 amino acids.
AUGAACUGGAGAACGUCUCUGUUUCUGAUUGCACUUUGUACGCUUUUGUGCGCCUCGGCUGGUACCACUACUACUGCUAGUACUACUACCGGUUCCGUGCGUGAAAAUGACAAACUGGCAGCUGUACGUAAGGCGAGGUGUGGGACAACGAAGGACUGUGUACAUGUGAAGACAGCGAAGGCGCAGCUCUUGGUGGAUGAGCUGGACUUCAACGUCGAUACUCCAGAAACGGUGCUGGCACGCCUUCCACAUUGGUUUGGUCCUCAGCGCCCCCAUGCUCUUCUGUUGAACGGCAAACUGCUGAAUGCUGCAGGCACGCUCUCCAGCCAGGGUGUUGAAGUUGGCUCCGUUGUAAAUUUGGUGGCGGCAGCCGCAGCCGAGGACGGGAGGGACGGACUGUGA